Molecule: messenger RNA, 3131 nt
Organism: Bemisia tabaci
Lineage: Eukaryota; Metazoa; Arthropoda; Insecta; Hemiptera; Aleyrodidae
Cellular component (GO): extracellular region
Molecular function (GO): chitin binding
Source: RefSeq, a predicted model, not a curated record
GAGUUGCGAGACGCCGCCCGACCGUAAGAGAAAACCCUUCCGCGAGAAUCCCGACACGUGCGCGAGUGGACCCAGUGUCAGAGCAAGUGCCACGACAAGUGCCAGGAUUACAAGUGCCAAGUGUUAAGUGCCGUUUCCGGGAUUCACCGAGUCCCCUUGCCAUGGGACGCGAUCGGAUAGCCGUCCUACUCCUCUGGAUGUCUUGUCUUAUGACUCUCAGCUUGGAGAUCAAAGUGCAAGACACCUCCAAGCGUCCGAACGAGCGUCAGAAGCGGCUCAUCCCUUACAUGAUGUUCUACCUGACAGGGCAGACGCCCUCGACGGCGGCGCCCUACGCCUACACCCCGGCGAUGGCCCCGGACGCGCCCAACAAGCUCGAGAACCACCUCGUCCAGAACUACCUGGCCUCGACCGGGGCCCAGUACUACUUCCUGCCGCAGCCCGUCCUCCAGGAGCAGCUCUUCCGCCGGCUCCCGUACCUCGUGGCGUCGCAGCAGCUCCAGGAGUUCCCGCAGAGCUACGAGCCCCCCGUCUACAAGACCGCCAAGCCUAUCACCAAAGAGCGCAACAACCUCAAGUCCCUCCAGCUCUUCCACAACCCCUACACUGGUCUCCCUCUCGAGCAGUACCAACUCUUCAAGCAGAACCCCAAGGUCUUCUCAGUUACUCAUUUCAAGACCCUGAACCGACCUCAGUUCGACAACUCUGAGGCGCCCCAGAGGCAGCAAAUCAAACAAUACAACCAAUCCCAACGGCCGGACGUUAAAUACGUCCUAAAAUACGUGCCCACCUACGCGCCAACCUACGCGCCGACAUACGCGCCUCAGCGGGACGCCACCCUCUCUGACUACGCGGAGCCCGAGAUCCAGAAACCCGACGUCGACAAGCUCACCGCCGAAUACUACUCGCAACACAAACUGCUAAACGCGUUGCCUACCUACCAGGCGCCCAAGCACAACGUGUUGCCUACCUACCAAGCACCCAAGCACGAGGAGCUGCCUACCUAUCAAACGCCAAAGCAUGAGGUUUUGCCUACCUACCAGGCACCGAAGGACGAGGAGCUGCCUACCUACGAAGCGCCGAAGCACGAAGAGCUGCCUACCUACCAGGCGCCGAAGCACGAGGGGUUGCCUGCCUACCAGGGACUGCCCAAAGCCCCGAAGAACGGUGGCGUGCAGGGGCUGGCUCAGAUCCUGCAGACGCUGCAGCGGGCGAACGCGCUGUACCAGCCGCGAUUGCCGGUGAGCAUGAAGGCCAUCUACAGCUACCUGGAGAAAGACCCGGACGACAACUCGCUGCAGAGCCUCGAGGAGGAGAAGGAGAGUCUCCCCGCGGGGCCCGCCGCCGGGUUGCCCGACGACGAUGAGGGGGGCACACCUGGGAAGGCGGGCGUCGACUACCCGGCCCUCUCCAUCGUCCCCCACACCAAGUUCAGCUGCAAGACGCAGAGGUACAAGGGCUUCUUCGGGGAUCCCGAUACUAACUGUCAGGUAUGGCACUACUGUGAUUUGAACGGUGGCCAAGCUUCCUUCCUCUGCCCAAAUGGCACGCUUUUCAGUCAGCAAGCUUUAACGUGCGACUGGUGGUUCAACGUUCGAUGCGAUGCAACAGCCCAACUUUACGUUCUGAAUGAGCGACUUUACAAAUACAUUCUUCCAAUGAAACCUAGCUUCCCCGAGGAUUACUCUGGCCCAGAGGCUGACAACUACAUCCAUCUCAAGUUCCAGGAGGCUGAGAAGAAGCGGAAGGAGAAGGCAAAGAACCAGACUGCCAUGCACGAGAAUGCACAAAAGGAGAAGGAACCGCCGCAGGUGAUAGAUGUCAAUAAGCAAGUCACGUUAGAAGACUUCCUCACCAAGAAAAGUAUACAAAUCAAAUGAAAGCCUGCUAAUGCAGGUUUGGUCUGCGAAUUUUGAAACUGAGAAUGAGAGAAAGGCUUGCUAGACAGUCCACCUCCACAUGCUAUUGUAACAUCAUGUACAUGAAAUUCAAAGACGAUAAAUGAAUAGAAUAAACUUCUGUACCUUAGAGUCAUGAAAAUUGGGCUACAUAAAAGCUUUUCGUUCAUUGAUGAGUUAAAACCAUUAAAUACCGUUGAUGUUAUUGGGUUGCUGCAAUGUAAAUACGUCAUAAGAAUGGUAAGUGGUUAUCUAAAGGUCUUACCAACAUCAUUGCUACAAAUUUGAGGAUAAUCUUAGUUUCAAAAUUCACAGGCCAAACUGACAAAUGCAGGACUUCUGAAGUUAAACGACUGAUCUCAGACUUGAUUACCGUAGCUCAGGAGUGUAUGAAAAUAACGAGUUACCUUUACAUGAUCAAAGCAGCUCAAACCGUGAUUGAUAAAACAAUUUCUUUUGUGAACAGUGAAUUUAUCUCAUAGAUAAAAUUCAAUUUCUACAUCACUGAAACAGUUUGAAACUUCACUUGGACGAGAAACUCAUGGAGCAAAUGCAAGGGCUUCUUAAAUUUUAAAACUGACUGAGUAUUGAUGAAAUAUUGAUGGAAGUAUUUGAUUGCUCUUUGCACUGCAAAAUUUGAAAAGGUUACCUGAAGUAAUUUUAUGAUGGUUAGUGGAGGGUAUGAAAAUUUAACUACUCUUUGAGCAACUGUUCGAAAAAUAUUCCUUUGAAGUAUCAAAAGGCCAUCAUACUUUCAUUGCUCAAUGACUGGCUGAAACCCAUCCUCCCGGAACAGGCUGAUAUUUCUAACACAUCAAUGUCGAUGAAAAAUCAAAACUCACUUGAUCAAAAAAUUACCGAAGUCUCAAAUCCUGUGAAAAAACUACCAUCAGAAGACUGAAAAUAGCUCGAGUCAAAAAGCAGGCCACUUUACAAAGGCGAUGAUAAGCACGGAUAUGAUUUGACCUUCCAGAAUACUCUAUGCCAUUAUUGCCAUUGAAACCAAACACACAAAAUUAUCAGUGCCAAGACUUUGACAAUUACACUCCUUGCCAUACUGAACGGUUGUACCGUGCAAUCAAAGAGAAUCUAUAAAACGUGAUUGACUACAGAAAAAGAUACCUUAGUGUACUAGAUCACAUUAUCCAGUGCUGCAAUUUUUGUGAGGUUGGAUAAAAAAUCAAAAUUUGAGCAUUUGACGGAAAACAUUCAAUGUUUCAUAGGAUGGGAAAA